AUGUCUGAAGAUUCAAAGCAACCGUUUCAGCAAGUGAAUAUCGAUGAUGAUCAAAAUGCAAUGGCUGACUUUGUCACUGAAUUUACCACGUAUGAAGCAUUUCUCGAUAGUCAAAUAUCCGAAAUUGAUCAAUAUUACUUACAAGAUACUGACAUUGCACGAGAGUUUGUUGAAUUAGGUUACCGUGGUGUUGGUCAUGGUAUAUCUCGAAAAGAUUUUCAAGAACGUAAACAUCGUGCUGAAAUGAUUCUUCACUCACGUCGACAAGGUCCAAUUGCUAUUCUCAGUGAUGCACUGACUGUGAUCAAUCCAUUUGCUAAAGAACUUGCUGUACGUGAAGAAGCAAAUCGAACAACACGUCUACUAACGAUUAUUUUCAUACGUGAUCGAAAUCAUCUUGGUCAGGAAAUCUCGGCAUAUGUAGAUUAUGCACAUCGAUUGAAAUCAGAAGAUUUCACUUCAAUUUUCCUAGGAAAAAAUAAACUUGUACCAUUGACGACAGAUUUAAGUUUCUACAAUUGGCACACACAUUUGUGUGUAUCGAAUAACACGCAAAAUUUUCAUCUAGUAUCCAAUGUGAGUGGUGUUCAAUUUCGCUGUGAGCAUGACAGAAAAAUGAUUUAUGUGGAUCCGGAAUUGAAACACUACGGAGAUGGAACGGCAAGAAUCGUUGUUGACACCGAUGAAUAUCUGCAAGUGAUUCUCUAUGUUCGAUUUCAAGAACUGGUUCUAUUGUCUGUAUUGAAUAGAACUGUACUUUUAGGAUCAUUAUUUACGUCGGAAGAAAUUUUGAAUUUGAUGCUGUAA
Adineta ricciae is the source of this 807-nucleotide messenger RNA. The record is from the annotation of a GenBank genome assembly. NCBI's taxonomy places the organism in Eukaryota, Metazoa, Rotifera, Eurotatoria, Adinetida, Adinetidae.